UAAAUGGAGCUCCAAACUAGGGUCUGAUUAUUGUCCGUUUAAAUUCAUUGCCUUCCUUGUUUAUUUUGCUUUUGCUGCUGAGUGUGAGAUGUUCUGUUUGCAGGAGAAGCCGGAGCUCGUCGAAGGGAAGGUGGACUGGAAGGGAAGAACGGCUCGGAAGCAUGAACAUGGAGGAAUGCGAAUUGGUUUGCUUAUUCUCGCCACAUUCGGUUUCGAGCAGAUGGCGACCGUUGCACUGGCUGUGAACUUGGUGAUAUACUUCAGUGGGGUCUUGCACUUUGAAUUUGCUGAUGCCGCCAACCAGCUCACCAACUUCAUGGGCUCUUCCUACAUUCUUUCCAUUGCCGUGGCCGCCUUAGCAGACGUUUACAUCGGCAGAUUCAAUGCCACUCUCAUUUCGGGCUGUGUUGAGUUCUUGGGACUGGCAUUACUGACUGUACAGGCUCACUAUCCCGGGCUUCGUCCACCAAAGUGCAACAUCUUCGAUUCUACUUCUCACUGCGAAAAAGUUGGGGGCGGAAACGCUGCACUCUUCUUCAUCGCGUUGUACCUGUUGGCUGCUGGUUCAGCUGGAAUCAAAGCUGCAUUGCCAGCCCACGGAGCCGACCAGUUUGACGAGAAGGACCCUAGGGAAGCGAGGGACAUGUCGAGCUUCUUCAACUUCCUGUUGCUGAUAGUGUGUCUUGGCAGCGCAGCUAGUUUGACACUCAUCGUGUGGAUACAGGACAAUAAAGGAUGGGACUGGGGCUUCGGGUUAUCUACUAUAGCCAUGUUCUUGGGCGUGGUGUUAUUCACAUUAGGACUCCCGAUGCACCGGAUACAACCCAUACAAGGAACCAGUACAAUCGUCGAAAUUGUCCAGGUAUUUGUUGCUGCAAUUCGCAACAGAAAACUUCAACUCCCUGAGGACCCAACGGAGCUGUAUGAGUUUGACAGAGAUGCAGAAGCUGCUGGAGAUAAAGAAUUUCUACCUUACAGAGAUACUUUCAGGUUCCUAGACAAGGCGGCCAUAAAGGAAACACCGGCGCUGCGACACAGGCAGUCCGAAUCUCCGAACCCGUGGAAGCUGUGCCGGAUGACCCAAGUGGAGAACGCAAAAAUAGUGCUCGGCAUGGUUCCAAUCUUCUGCUGCACCAUAAUUAUGACCCUUUGCCUGGCUCAACUCCAGACCUUCUCCAUCCAACAGGGCCGAACGAUGGAUACAAGCAUCACAGGCUCGUUCAAGAUCCCGCCCGCCUCACUUGCCAUCAUCCCUGUCUCCUUCCUCAUCAUCAUAGUCCCCAUCUACGACCGGGUGAUCGUCCCGUUCGUCAGGAAAUUCACUGGCCACCCGACAGGCAUAACCCACCUGCAGAGAAUAGGUGUCGGGCUUCUUCUAUCGUCGCUCUCGAUGGCUGUGGCUGCGAUCAUGGAGGUAAAGCGGAAAAAGGUGGCCCGCGACCACGGCAUGCUCGAUGCGAUACCUGUCGCUCAGCCGCUGCCCAUCAGCGUGUUCUGGCUCUCCUUCCAGUUCUUCAUCUUUGGGAUCGCCGACAUGUUCACGUACGUCGGGCUCCUCGAGCUGUUCUACUCCGAGGCGCCGAAGGGGCUCAAGUCGCUCUCCACCUGCUUCCUGUGGUGCUCCAUGGCGCUGGGGUACUUCUUCAGCAGCAUAUUGGUCAAGAUUGUGAACAGGGCAACAGAGGGCGUGACCAGGAGUGGUGGUUGGCUUGCAGGGAACAACAUUAACAGGAACCAUUUGAAUCUGUUCUAUUUGCUGCUCUCGAUCAUGAGCAUUACCAACUUCUUCGCGUACCUGGUUGCUGCUAGGAGCUACAAGUACAGGCCUCGGAUCGUGCCUGCUGUCUCCAAGUAGAUUAACCAAGUUAGAAAGACGGGCAAUUCAUGGACAUUUGUGUCGGUACUGUUUGUGUUGCGUUUAAAUUGCAUGUGUUUUGUUGGUUUGUGUAUGUUCCUUCUGGCAGAAAAGAAAGUGAGGGGUACAAUUUGA
Molecule: messenger RNA, 1990 nt
Organism: Syzygium oleosum
Lineage: Eukaryota; Viridiplantae; Streptophyta; Magnoliopsida; Myrtales; Myrtaceae
Product: protein NRT1/ PTR FAMILY 4.5-like
Exons: 5
Coding region: 89-1855 (588 amino acids)
Biological process (GO): transmembrane transport
Cellular component (GO): membrane
Molecular function (GO): transmembrane transporter activity
Source: RefSeq, a predicted model, not a curated record